Messenger RNA from Pyricularia grisea, 1163 nucleotides. RefSeq lists its product as uncharacterized. Lineage: Eukaryota; Fungi; Ascomycota; Sordariomycetes; Magnaporthales; Pyriculariaceae. Gene Ontology annotation, cellular component: mitochondrial large ribosomal subunit; ribosome. Gene Ontology annotation, molecular function: structural constituent of ribosome. Bases 100 to 852 code for a protein of 250 amino acids. The record is from RefSeq and is a predicted model, not a curated record. Gene Ontology annotation, biological process: translation. The transcript is spliced from 2 exons.
GGACCUCGAGGCUCGUGACUGGGAGGCAGGCAACCUUCUCACCCAAACCUCUCCAUCGCUCGACAGCCACGAUAAAAAAAAAAAAAAAAACACAAAAAGAUGAACUCCGCCGCAAUAAUAACGAAGCGGCCUCUGGGCUGUCUGAAAAACAGCCUCCGAUAUGCCAGCCAGCAGAGGCCAAUCCGCCGAUUAAUGGCAACCCAGGUCGUCGCCGAUGCCGCCGCUACCACUACCACUACAACUCCUUCAGAACCCCCGAAAUACUCGAGGGUCAGACUCUCACCACAUACAAUCUACGGUGUCCCUAAAAGCCGGAGGAGCACAAAGUUCCGCACCGGUUUCGCCGUAUACACGCCGCAGGUGAAGCGGCCGUCGACCACCGACCCGCUCGCGGCAUUCCACCAGAAGCAGAUCAAGGACAUGGACCCGCGGGGCGCACGGACGCGGCUCUUUGACCGUGCCAACCGAGAGGGCGUCAAGGUCGGCGACGUGCUGAUGGUGACGACGCGCCGGUCCGUCGAGCCCUUCUCGGGUGUGUGCCUGUCGAUCCGCCGCGCCGGCAUCGACACAGCCAUUCUGCUGCGUACCGCCCUGACCAAGAUCGGCGUCGAGAUGUGGUUCAAGAUCUACAGCCGCAACGUCGUCGGCAUCGACAUCGUUCAGCGCCGCCCCAAGCGCGCCCGCCGCGCCCGCCUCACCUACAUGCGCCAGCCCAAGCACGACCGUGGCAACGUCGACGCCGCCGUUACCGCCUGGCGCAAGUCGCGUAACAUCCUGGGCUCCCGCAACAAGAGUGCCGAGAAGCCCGGGGCCAAGGGCAAGGCAGGGGCAAACGGUGGCAAGAGGAAGUAAACGGUGCCGCUGGGGUGGAUGGGGCGAAUGCUUGUUUGAGCUUGGGAUCGGGGCCUCUAGCACGUAGAUGCAAGGCGAGCUUGCCUGCUGGUCGUGUAUUAACCUUGCCCGGUCUGGAAAGCACCUCAAUGCAUUCGUGUAUUGCAUGCAUAUAUGAGGGCAUCCAGUGCCAGGCACAUCGGAUGAGGGACAUGUACUAUCUGAAAACAUAGACAUACUGUAACAAAACACGAUUUGAAAUCCUUGUAAUGACGGUUUUGACCUGAACCAUUAUCAUAUGGCUUACACUGUGCACAUCAGUUCGCUUCAGG